Messenger RNA from Dermacentor andersoni, 2105 nucleotides. It is a transcript of the gene Dhfr, whose product is annotated as dihydrofolate reductase. Gene Ontology annotation, biological process: tetrahydrofolate biosynthetic process; dihydrofolate metabolic process; folic acid metabolic process. Gene Ontology annotation, molecular function: NADP binding; dihydrofolate reductase activity. Gene Ontology annotation, cellular component: mitochondrion. Lineage: Eukaryota; Metazoa; Arthropoda; Arachnida; Ixodida; Ixodidae. The record is from RefSeq and is a predicted model, not a curated record.
CAAACGUUGGUUCUUUAUUCUAUGGCAAAAGCGCUCACUCGACAAAAGUGAACGAUAUAGUAAGGCAGGAAUGUUUACAUAACGUCGUAAAUCCUUUAUUCCAUGGGCUCACACGCACACAUACCCAGUGCCCUCACCCUUGCGCUUCCCGUCUUUUCGCGCGCUUUCCCCCGCCAUAAACUUUUCGCUAAUUGAAGUGUCCGACUGCAGUGGCGGCGAAUAAAAAAAGAAAAAAAAAAGAAGGCCCUCCAGCCGCGAUAACGGACUCCGACGGAAGGUGGUGAAGUCGCUCGAGGCGCGCCAUUCAGUUGCCAUCGCCGGUCUGAUACGAACGAUGUGUCCGAGCUGCGCCACGAACGCGCUGCCGUGCUUCGCCAUCGCCGCGAUGUGCCGUAACCGGGGGAUCGGCUUCAAGAAUGACCUGCCCUGGCGCCUCAAGAAAGAAAUGGCCCACUUCUCGCGACUCACGAAGGAGGCGACGGAGGGAAAGCAGAACGCCGUCGUCAUGGGCCGCCUCACGUGGGAAUCCCUGCCGCCAAAGUUUCGGCCACUCAGCGACAGGAUAAAUGUUGUGGUGAGCAAGACUCUGACCGAGGUUCCAGAGGGACACCACGUGGCAUCCAGCUUUCCAGAUGCCCUGCAGAUUUUGCGGACGCUUAUCGAUGCUGGGAAGGUGGACAAGGUGUUUGUGGUUGGAGGAGCUCAGCUCUAUCGUGAGCUGCUCGACAGUCCCCACUGUGCCCGUAUAUACCUCACCGAAAUUGACAAUGACUUCGAGUGCGACGUCUUCUUCCCGGAAUUCGACGCCAGCAAGUUCCGGCUGGUCAAAGAGGAUGGCAUCCCUGAGGAACUCCAGCAGGAAGGCGAUGUCACUUACCAUUUUCGAGUCUAUGAGCGUGUACAAAAGUGACUGUUCCAUCUCAGCUUUGGAUAGUGAGAAGUGUUUUUGCGUUUAGAGGAAUGGUGCCGUUUAUUAUCGUUUUGUUUUGUGUGUGUGCCAUAUGUAGUAAGCCAUAUGCGUUGUGCAGUUUCAAUUUGUUUUCUAUUCGUGUGGUUAAUUUACCUACUGGAGAAAGUCCUAGUUGCUUUUUUUACGUUUCUACAUGCUUUCUACAUUUGUCAUUUACUAACGAAUAGCUGAAGUGUACAGUAUUGUCAGUGUCCUUCAAUACUUUUCAUCUGGUCAUGAAGCUUCCGCGUAACGUUAUGGGAGAGCUUCAUAUAGCACCUGCAGCAGAUACUGCACUGGUGCAAGUAGAAGGUGGACUGGAACAGACGCCCAACAGACUCCACAGGCGGUCUGUGCUUAUGCUCGCCGUUGUUCAAGGGUCGACUGCCUGUAUCGGCAUCUGAAUAUUGUGGAAGGAACGUGCAAAUCGCCGCCAUGUUUCUGUACAGUGUUCAGAAACUUAAAAGCGAACAAUUUUGGAACAGCUGCACCUUGUUUCAUUUCCAGCUUCAACUGUGUUCGCAACAGUGGCUUAGUUCAUAAUUCAAAUUGUACACCGGGACUGGUACAUCAUUAGAAACCGACUACAGAGCAAGUUCACGUCGUGCUUUUAUGUAAUUGCAGGUAAAAAAAACCUGCGUUUCAAACUAACAAAGCUAACCAACUGAUUAUCAAACUAACAAGAACUACCAACUAAUUAACUAACCAAAUAGGUAAUUCCUGAACUAGUUAUCAAACUAACAACCAACUAGCCUAAUUUACUAGCUAAUCUACCAAUUAGCUCACAAAACCCAAUAAGUAACUAACAAACAGUAACAAAACCAACUCAACCGAUAAACUAACUACAUAAUAAUAACUAGGUCAUACACCAGCUAAACUAAAUAAGGUAACUAAUCAAACUAAAAAGCUAACUGCUUAGCUAGGUUAUCUAACUGAAAUAACAAAGUUAUUCACUAAUAAGCUACCUAACUAUAAUAAUUAAGCAAGUAUGAACUUACAAACUAAUCAACUAAUAACUAACACACUGAACUAGCUAACCAAAUGACCUGUUUAAGAGCAGGCCAUCUUCUGCCUGCUUACACCUUAUUUGCAGUUCAAUUACGCUCGUCUGAAGUGUACAUCCAUCGUUGCUCAAUAAAGUAAGCUGAGCAAAACA